Hydractinia symbiolongicarpus is the source of this 5545-nucleotide messenger RNA. RefSeq names its product fibroin heavy chain-like. NCBI's taxonomy places the organism in Eukaryota, Metazoa, Cnidaria, Hydrozoa, Anthoathecata, Hydractiniidae. The transcript is spliced from 9 exons. Gene Ontology annotation, cellular component: extracellular region. The record is from RefSeq and is a predicted model, not a curated record. Bases 635 to 5374 code for a protein of 1579 amino acids.
UAGAACUUCUGUCAAAACAAAAUGUUUGUUGCUACUAUAAAAUACUACUUGCACAACAGUUGCUUAGCAACAAAUUUCAGUGCUGUUGAUUAUAAGCUGCUUAAAAUUAAUCAGCUCUCUUCCAGCACGAGGGUUAGAGUCUAAAAAUAUUUUUUUUUUAAAAAAGGUUUUCAAUAACGAAAUGAGAAACCGUAUAGAACGCCUAAAGCCUUGGUUUGUUCUUAUAAACUUUUGUUUAAACCAAUAGUGGGCUGGUGAUAUGUUUUGGUUUAGUGAUUUUACGCUGGAGGCAUUUUUUUAUAUUUUCUUGUUUCUAACAAUUUUAUAGUUUGUUUGUUUUUUUUAGUAUUGUGUGCCCACAAAUAAAUGGUAAAGUGUGCUCACUUUGCGUCUUUUUUCAAAUGUUUAUUAAUGUGACUAUAAACCGUGGAGAAAGGCGACAUUUUUGAUAGUUUUUUAUAUCUCAGCCUAUCAAUAAAACUGUAUUAUCUAACAGUGUAGCCUCUCUGUGAGAGGGUUGUUUUAUGUACAGCAUCUUACACAAGAUAAAAAAACGCACAUAUACGUCAACACACACGUUAACUGUUUCUUUUAACCGUUAAACACACGUUCUCGAGGUACUUACUACAGUCAUAUGGAACAGACAGGACUGAAGUGGCUUUAUAUUUUCCUUGUUUUUUAUUCUGCAACAGGUUCCGACGAGCAGGAGGGGCUGCAAGCACAUAAUAAUUUUCGUAAAAUUCAUAAUGCGGCACCAUUGACACUGAACUCAGAAAUGUCUGCUAGCGCGCAAAGCCAUGCAAAGAAAUUAGCCGACUCAAAUAUAUUCGAGCAUUCGAGCAGUAAAGAUGGUGAAAAUAUUGCAUUUAGCUGUUCACAAGAAGCUUAUGGGUCGAAAGACGCUACGAAAGCGUGGUACGCAGAAGUAUGCAAACCAGGGUAUACAUUCAGCGCUUCGUCAGGCUUCUCAGCAGGAACUGGUCAUUUUACGCAAAUAGCUUGGAAGGCCUCCAAGGAACUUGGUAUCGGCAUCAGUUCUGUGAAAAGAGAUGGUAACACAUGUGUCUACGUAGUGGGUAGGUACAGGCCGCGUGGCAACAUGCAAGGAUCAUUUGCCGAGAAUGUUGUGAAAGGUUCAUUUACAAAUGCAAUGUGCGACAAAUUAGAUUCGAUUAUGAAUGAAGGAGGUGGUAGUGCUGGUGAUGCAAAUGCUGGGGGUGGUGCAGGUGCUGGGGAUGGUGGUGGUAAUUCUGGUGGUGGAAAAGAUGACAACACCGCUGCAGGUGCGGGAAAUAGUGGAGGUAACAUCGGUGGAGAAGGAGGAAAAAAUGAAAAUAAUAAUGCAGGUGGCGGCAUCGGUGGAAGUGAAAACACCGUUGGAGAUGGUGCGGGAAAUGGUAAGGGGAAUAAGGAAGGAAUGGGAAGUAACAGCGGCGGCGGUAGUGGAAGUAACAGUUUAACUGAAGCCGCAUUUUUAAAUGUACCAGAAGCCGCUAAGACAAUUGCUAAAGCUGCCGCCACUGGCGCAAAGGUUGGAGGCAUUGCUGGUGCGAAAGCAGGAGCUAAAUCCGGUAAAGAGGCAGCAGCGACGGCUGGCGCUAAUGCUGGUGCCUCUGCAGCUGGCAAUGUGCAACAAAAGCAUAUCAUGUCUGGACGAAAAAGACCUGUUAAAUUGUCCGCAGGCGUCAAAAUGAUACCUGAUGAUAGUCAUGCUUUCCAUACAAGCUAUUUGCCACAUCAUCACGUUUAUUUGCAUGGACGAGAUGAAACAAACGAUCUUUCGCGUAAAUUGGAAGAGGUCGCAGAAACUGCUGGAAGUAAAGCGGGCGCUGAAGCUGGCGCAGAAGCUGGUAGGAAAAUGGCAAACAAGCAAGCUGGCGGAGGUGAAGAAAAAGGAGGCAGUAAGUCAUUUGAAGAAGCUGGUCUCAAGGCGCAUAAUAUUUUCAGAAAUAUACACGGUGUUCCAGAUAUGACUUUGGAUGAGCAAAUGUCAGCGGAUGCUAAGGCGUAUGCACAAACGCUAGCAAACUCAGGACAGUUAGAACAUUCGAAAGAUAGAAAAAAUACGGGCGAAAAUUUGGCUUCAGCAUGUAGUAGCGAGAAUACACAAAUGUCAGCGGAGGAAGCUACCAAAAAUUGGUACGGCGAAGUAUGCACACCUGGGCACGAUUUCAAUUCUGAUGGCGAUGGGUCUGUAGGUACUGGUCAUUUCACGCAGGUAGUUUGGAAGACUAGUACCAAACUUGGUAUGGGCAUGGCAACAGGAAAGAAAGACGACAUGUACUGCACCUACGUGGUAGGAAGAUAUCGAGAUGCUGGUAAUUUCCUUGGAAGAUUUAAAGAGAACGUACCUAAGGGCGACUUUAGUCCUGAUGUUUGUAACAAAUUAGAUGAAUUGAUUAAAGAUAUAAGUAGCGGAGGAGGGAGCAAUGAAGCCGAAGGAGGUGCAGGAGCUAACAGCGAUCAAGGUGGAGCUGGUAGUACUGGCGGAGGUGGUGUAGGAGGUAAUGAAUCAGAAGGUGGAAGCCCAGGUGGAAAUGUUGAAACUAGUGGUGCAGGAGGAAGUGGUGGCGCUAGUGAGGGCAACGAAGAAGAAAUACUUCAAAAGGCAAAGGAAGCAGCAGCUAGUGCGGGAGCCGAAGCUGGAAAAAUAGCCGGUGAAAGAGUCGGACGUGAAUUAGCAAAAGCUUCCACAGGAAAAGAAAUUACGCCCAACGCAAGAAAAUUUACAUCUCAAAUGCGCAAAGCAAAUGUAAGAUACAACAGUCGUGGAGAGGUUGUACCAAGCGCUCAAGAAGCUAUGCUAAAUAGUAUGAAGCAGUUGAAAAAUGGAAAGAGGAUUGUAAUGACCUUUAAAAGAAAUGGUAUCGGUGACAAAUCCCCAGAGGCUGCUGCUCAACAUGCGGGUGCUGUAGCUGGAGCAGAGGCUGGAGCUACUGCUGGAGCUGCUGCAGCUGCGAAGUUGGCAAAAGAACAACUGCUGAACAACCCUGAAAAAGGCGGGAGUAAUGAUGCUGAACCUGGUCCAAACACACCCGGUGGAACAGUGCAGCCAGGAAAAGGUUCUAGUGGAGAUAACGAUCCCAGUCCUAGUGGAUCAACUAAACAAGAAGGGGGAGCCCAACAAGGUGGAGGAGAUGGAGAUCCUGCCCCCGGAGAGGGAGUUCCUGGAGGAUCUGGAUCGAAGACUGCAGAAGAUAGCUAUAACGGAAAGCCCACUGAGAAUACAAAUUUUGGUUCGAACGAAGGUGGUGGAACACAGGAUAAUGGUGAAGCGGGUGCAAGCUCAAGUGGUGGUAAUCCGACUGAAAAUGCAGGUUCUAAUUCUAGUGGGCCUUCUAAAGCCAAUAGUAAAGAACUAAAGAAGGCUUGUGCUCUAGCCGCUAAAGAGGGCGCAGAAGUUGGGGCAAAAGCUGGUUCGGAGGCUGCAGUUAAGACUGUAGAUGCUGCUAAAAGACACCGCAUUAAUAAAAGAUUUUAUCUAUUCAGUUCCUUUCCUCAUCAUUCAUUUGAAACUCAUCCUACGACUGAACUAUACAUGACACCUGGCACAAACUAUCCAUCAGGAUCUGAAAUGCCAGCUUAUACUAAUGAAGAUUCUCAACAAACUAGUCUUCGAAAAAAAGCUUCGGAGAUUGGAAGAAAGAUCGGUGCCGAAAAAGGAGCACAAGCCGCUGCUGCGGCUGUUGUUGACGCAGUAGGUGGAGAUGAGCAAGUUAAAGCGGAGGCUGUACAGAAAGCAGCAGAAAUUGGGAAAAAAGUGGGUGAGGAAUCUAAGCCUGUAGAUAAUUCAGCUGGGAACACAGUUGGAGAUGGUGAAGGCACCAUUGAUGCUGGAAGCAACACUGGAGGUGGUAGUGAAGGUGGGACUGGAAUCAACACCGGAGGUGGUAGUAAAGGUGGGGCUGGAACCAACACCGGAGGUGGUAGUGAAGGUGGGACUGGAACCAACACCGGAGGUGGUAGUGAAGGUGGGGCUGGAGCCAACACCGGAGGUAGUAGUGAAGGUGGGACUGGAACCAACACCGGAGGUGGUAGUGAAGGUGGGGCUGGAGCCAACACCGGAGGUAGUAGUGAAGGAGGGGCUGACACCAACACCGGAGGUGGUAGUGAGAGUGGGGCUGGAACCAAUACUGGAGGUGGUAGUGAGGGUGGGGAAGGAAGCAAUACUGGAGGUGGUAGUGAUGGUGGGGCUGGAAGCAACACUAAAGCCCCUUCCCCCGAAAGCCAAAGUGGUGCAUCUGUUAGUAGCUCUGAAUUCGCUAAAAGAGGAUUAGAAGCCCAUAACAUAUUUCGUAAGCUACAUGGCACACCGCCUAUGAAGUUAAAUGAUGAAAUGUCAAAAAGUGCAGAAGAAUACGCGAAAAAAUUGGUUGCAAUGCAACGCAUGGAGCAUUCUACGAAAGAAGGACGAGACAAUGCAGGUGAAAACUUAGCCUACUCAUGCACAUCUGCUAGUGAAGAAAUGAAGGCUGAACAAGCUGUACAUAACUGGUAUGAAGAGGUUUGUGAUCCUGGCUAUACAUUCGGUUCCAACUCUCCUGCUGGUGGCGUUUUACAUUUUACACAAGUCGUUUGGAAAGGCUCAACUGAACUAGGCAUGGGAAAAGCUGUUGGUCAACAAGGCCCGAUGACAUGUACGUAUGUAGUGGGAAGGUACAAAGUAGCAGGAAAUAUGGGUGGCGAAUACGUAAAGAAUGUACCACAAGGACAGUUUACAAAGGCAACAUGUAGUAAACUUCAAGAUAUGAUAAAAAACAUAGGCGGUGAAACGUCCAAAAGCAGUGAAAUAAAUGCUGCGGAGUCACCUGUAGAUUCAUUCAUGGAACAGGCUUUAACUGCACAUAAUGACUUUCGAGACAUCCAUCAUGUGUCAUCACUACGCUUCGAUGAUCAAUUAAAUCAGGAGGCUCAACAGUAUGCAGAAGAGUUGGCUAGACGAGGCAAAUUAGAACAUGCAAGAAAUAUUAAAGAUGGAGAAAAUCUAGCUAUGAAAUGCUUGGCACCACAAGAAAAAGAACCAAGCGGGAGUUUCUUUACUACCCUCUGGUAUGAAGAAGUAUGCAACCCUGGGUAUGAUUUCACAAGUGAAAAAUUCAACAAAGCAACUGGUCAUUUUACGCAAGUCACAUGGGACGGCUCAAAAAACCUUGGUAUAGGGCGCGCACGAAGUAAGAUUGGCGACACAGAUUGCGUGUAUGUUGUUGCACGAUAUCGUCCCGCUGGAAAUUACGAAGGCGAAUUUUUGAAAAACGUUUUGAAAGGGGAUUACGAUCAACUGAUUUGUAAAACACUCAUGAAAAGACAUCUCACACCGAGAUAUUUUAGCAGAAGAACAAAACAUUCCAAGAAGUACAGCACGUGGAUUUUAUAAAAGAGAAAAAAAGAACACAAUGUGUAUAAGAAGCAUUCACACACAAUGCAAGUAAUUUUUAUUUUUUAUAGAGAUUAUUUUUUUAUAUAUAUAGCUUGUAAAUAAACGAUUUAUUGUUAGAUCAUCCACACCAAUUUCUCAACAAAAAAGUUUCAUAAACGACAUUGCAUC